AUGGCGCCCUCAACCAUUCCUCUGCUGGUGAGUGGAAUGCUAGCGACGGGCAUCAGCAACAGCAUCUUCAGCAAGUAUCAGGACAUGCAGUGUGUGGAGCACUGCACACCCGGCGAUGAUCAUUCCAGGGUCGACUUUAGUCAACCAGUCUGGCAGGUGAGUCCGCGUUCAGCCGAGCGCCAACCAAGUCAUUUUGACCAGCACCAACGUCAUGGUUGGCUCACCUUUCGGGUCCGCUUGGUCGUCGCGCUCUUUGCAGACAUCACAGAUGUUCUUAGGAGAGUGUCUGUGCUUGCUACCUCCCCUGUUCAUGGCUCUAUACGCUUGGGUGCAAAGCAAGCGAGAAGCUCCCUUGUUCAAAGGCGGUCAGGGCACAUCUGCCUACGAGCCGCUGUCGGACGACCCGUACGCAGUGAAUGCCUUGCUCGACGACCCGCAGUCCGACGACUCGGCAUUCAAUGCGUACGCUGGUGCGAGCGGUAUCAAUCGCGGCGCAGAGCCAGGCUCUUCCGCUUUCAGCUUCCUCAUGCCGAGCCACUGGUUGGGCGAACAAGGAAGCUCUUCGGCCUUUUCCCGCCUCGUGCCUGCCUUCUGGCCAGUGUGGAAGGCCCCGCCUAAGCCCGCUUCCACUUUGCAUUCAGGCACCGCAUCUCUGCCAGGUAUCGGCGCAUCGUAUGUACCGCGAAGGAGCGCGCCGAUGCAUCGACCUAGUCCUCUUGGCCAACCUCCUACAGGGUCUAACAAUGCUUGGGAUGAGAGAAUACCUGCUAACGCCUCUGCGGAAGCUACAGGUCUCGAAGAUGUCGCCGAAGAGGAUGUAGAAGCGGAUCUCGACGAAGCGGAGGCAGACGCGGACGCGGAUACUGAUGCUACAGACAAUGGCGCACUAAAGGGCAGGGCCAUCUUUCUCUUCGUCUUGCCAGCCGCUUGCGAUAUCUGCGGCACUACAUUGGUGAGUGCAAGGUCAAGCAGCCAAUACCGCGCACCUCAAUCCUCAUCAUGACGCCGGGCAACACACUUGCAGAUGAACGUUGGGCUUCUCUUCACACCAGUGUCCAUCUAUCAAAUGACGCGUGGAGCCCUCGUGCUCUGGGUUGGUGUCUUCAGCGUCAUCUUCCUGCAGCGUCACCUUUUCCUGUUCCAGUGGCUAAGCCUGCUGACCGUCAUGCUUGGCGUAUGCAUCGUCGGUAUCAGCGGUACUUUGCUAAGCCCUGGCGGUAGCGGCGGAACAGAGAGCCUGUACUCCAACAUGGUCGGAGUCACGCACGCUGGCGCAGCCGCGGUGCGGAGAUCUUUAGAGAACACCAUCGCGCGACGCAGCGUAUUGGCAGCAUCGCGUAGAAGCGGAGCGGAGGGUGCUGGUGCUGGUCACUCCGAAGAGACUCUUCAAGCGUUCCUGGGCGUGCUUCUAAUCUUGUUUGCCCAGCUUUUCACUGCUGGCCAAUUCGUUCUCGAAGAGAAGAUCAUGGGCAGGUAUAGCGUUGAACCUCUGUGAGUAAAAUCGCAAAAAGUCGAGCGAUCCACAAAGCGUGACGUGCUUAGACCGCAUUGCUGCCUUGCCGCACCUUUUGCAAAUUGCAGUCUUGCGGUCGGCUACGAAGGCCUCUUUGGCUUCACCAUGACGCUCUCCGCUCAGGUUCUGCUUCACUAUUUCUAUGGCCGUACACCACGCGGUCAAGGCGGCUACUUUGACAUGGUCACGGGCUGGCAGCAGAUGAUCAGCAACAAUGCGGUGCUAUGGAGCAGUUUGGCCAUCUGUCUCAGCAUCGCACUCUUCAACUUUUUCGGUCUCAGUGUGACGAGAAGCGUCAGCGCUACGGCUAGGAGCACGAUUGAUACCUGCAGGACUCUAGGCAUCUGGGCCGUCAGUCUGGUACUGGGAUGGGAAGUCUUUAGGCCCCUCAGCGGAUCUUUGCAGCUGUGAGCAUGCUCGAGGCAUACCUUUGAGCUUCGGAGCGCCAAGCGGCCGCUUUUGCAAAACGCGGCAGUCACAUUUUGCUAACGCUCCUCUCUUUCCUCGUGAUGAUCAUACACAGGCUCGGUUUUGCGCUCUUGUGCGCCGCCACGCUACUCUUCAAUGGGGUCAUCUCUGUGCGCUUCUUGCCGCGCUGGCUCAGACCUUCCCGAGGGCCUGCAAUGGCACGCCUGCGCGACGCUUCGCGAUCAAGGUCGCAAAGUCGCGCCUCGGCGGCAGCAGCUGCGGCUGCGAACAGUAGAGAUCUAAGAAGGUCUGCCACUCAGAAUAAUGCUGCUGUCGCUGUUGCCUCGGCCGCUUCAGAGUACGCAGAGGAGAACGCUCCGAGAGGCAGACAGGCAACAUAG
Molecule: messenger RNA, 2322 nt
Organism: Ceraceosorus bombacis
Lineage: Eukaryota; Fungi; Basidiomycota; Exobasidiomycetes; Ceraceosorales; Ceraceosoraceae
Source: the annotation of a GenBank genome assembly